Messenger RNA from Anguilla rostrata (American eel), 8217 nucleotides. RefSeq names its product roundabout homolog 1-like. Gene Ontology annotation, molecular function: protein binding. Gene Ontology annotation, biological process: cell-cell adhesion. NCBI's taxonomy places the organism in Eukaryota, Metazoa, Chordata, Actinopteri, Anguilliformes, Anguillidae. Bases 1128 to 5984 code for a protein of 1618 amino acids. The transcript is spliced from 29 exons. The record is from RefSeq and is a predicted model, not a curated record.
GACUCGCGUAAUAGAAACAGUACACUAAUUGUGAAACCCGGGUUUGACCGCGGAGCUUUGAUUACUAAAUCUUCUUAAAUAGAUUACAUCCUUGAAUUAUGCGCGGAGAGGUAACAGCUCCCGGCUAAUCACCGCUAAAGUGAUUUUAAUUAACUUGUCAAAGUGGCUCGUGGCAUCUGAUCCGAACACGCUCGGGACUUAACAGCGCGGCGGAGGAGGAGCGCAGUCACCUUCGCGCUAAACGGAUUAGCGCUAUCCGCCGCGCGUCUCCGCUGAUAACCGCCCUGCCCGACUCGCGCGUCACACCUUUCAGUCGCGUGUCUCUCUCAAUUCACUUCAGUUCAAUUCAAUUACUCUCAUUCUUCCCCUCUGAUUUUCUCUCCCUCCACCCCUCCUUUUCAUGAAAAUCCAAAAAAAAAAAAAGUAUAGGCUUAUUUUAAAGCGCCUAAAGCGUACGAAGACGCGUAUUCGUGUUUUGCGACGUGUGCCCAGGAACGUUUAUACUGGUGCCUUCUACUGAUGCGUCGUUUUUUUUAAAGAGUCCAGCUCCCAGUAGGUUAAAUUGCCUCUUGGAACAGCCCAUUAUGUGAAGCCGGAGGGGGAGAGAGUGGCACAUUCCAUUCCGUAAAUCAUUCUCCGCUCCGCUGAAUGGGGAGCAGAGCGCCUACUUUUACAAUCCGCUGGACUGCAGGCACGAGGAACGGGUGUGCAUGUGCGGGGAUUCAAACACUCACGCGCACUAGAACUGGGCAGGCUACUGUAAAGUUGAUGCAACUUUUUAUUUUUUGCUAGUCGUCGCAAACCCAAACGUUGCUGAGAAGUUUUAAUAGCAAGUAACGAAGACGCAACGUGUAAAUAGAUAAUACAUUUCCGUUUAAAAAGAAAGACUACAAAAGCGAAUAUUGUACUUUGAAGAUUUUUUUUUGGACACCACGCAUGAAGAUGAUGUCCCUUUGAGGAUUUAAAAAAAUGAAAUUGGGAAUAUAAUAAUUAACGGCAAGACAUCUGCUUUGGGUCAUCAAGCUUUAUUGUAACAUUAAUUAUUGGGAGUAUGACAGAUCGACUUGCACGUUUCAUGCAUUAAUAAGAGGAUUGCAGAGAAAAACGGUUUUCGUUCUACGGUUGGAAUGAUGUCUUCGACUUUUCUGGGAAUAUACCUUUUAUGCGGAUUUCUUCAGAUAUGUUCAGGGUCCCGCCUGCGCCAGGAGGACACGCCCCCCCAGAUCGUGGAGCACCCCUCCGACCUGAUCGUGCCCAAGGGGGAGCCGGCCACCCUCAACUGCAAGGCGGAGGGGCGCCCCACCCCCACCGUGGAGUGGUACAAGGACGGGGAGCGGGUGGAGACGGACCGGGACAGCCCCCGCUCCUACCGAAUGCUCCUCCCCAGCGGCUCCCUCUUCUUCCUGCGCAUCGUCCACGGGAGGCGGGUCAGGCCGGACGUGGGCGUGUACGUCUGCAUCGCCCGCAACUACCUGGGGGAGGCGGUCAGCCACAACGCCUCGCUGGAGGUGGCCAUGCUGCGGGAUGAUUUUCGGCAGAACCCGGCGGACGUCCUGGCGGCGGUGGGGGAGCCGGGGGUGUUUGAGUGCCAGCCCCCCCGCGGGCACCCGGAGCCCACCGUCUCCUGGAGGAAGAACGGCGAGAGCGUCAGCGACGCGGACGAGCACAUCACGAUCCGCGGCGGGAAGCUGAUGAUCACGCCCGUCAGGAAGAGCGACGCGGGAAAGUACGUGUGCGUGGGGACCAACAUGCUGGGCGAGCGAGAGAGCGAGGCUGCCGAACUCACCGUCGUGGAGCGGCCCACCUUCAUCGGGAGGCCCGGCCACCAGAGGGUGCUGGUGGACAAAGACGUGGAGUUUCGCUGCCAGGUGCAGGGGGACCCCCACCCCAUCGUGCACUGGAGGAAGGAGGACGGGGACCUGCCCAGCGGGAGGUAUGAGAUCCGUGAGGACCACACCCUUUACCUGCGUGCCGUGACGCUGGCUGACGUGGGCUCCUACACCUGCGUGGCCGAGAACAUGGUGGGCAAGGCUGAGGCCACUGCCACGCUGACCGUCCUGGUGCCCCCCACGUUCAUCGUCCGCCCGCGGAACCAGGUGAUGGCGGUCGGGAGCACCGUCACCUUCCAGUGCGAGGCCAAGGGGAGCCCCCAGCCCGCCAUCUUCUGGCAAAGAGAGGGGAGCCAGAACCUCCUGUUCUCCUCCCAGAAGCCCCCGCGGGUGCCCAGCCGCUUCUCCGUGUCGCUGACGGGCGACCUCACCAUCGCGGGCGCCCAGCCCGCCGACAGCGGCUACUACAGCUGCCAGGGCGUCAACAUCGCGGGCAGCAUCAUCACCAAGGCCCUGCUGGAGGUCUCUGACGUGGUGUCGGAGCGACCCCCUCCAGUGAUCCGGCAGGGCCCGGUGGAUCAGAAGGUGUCCGUGGACGGGACGGUGGUCCUGAGUUGCCUAGCGACGGGCACCCCGAGCCCGACCGUCCUGUGGAGGAAGGACGGGGUGCUGGUGUCCGCCCACGACUCCCGAAUAAACCUGCAGGAGUCCGGCUCCCUGGAGAUCCGCUACGCGAAGCUGGGAGACACAGGUGUGUACACCUGCACAGCAUCCAGCCCCAGUGGAGAGGCCUCCUGGAAGGCGUAUCUGGAGGUGCAAGAGUUUGGAGUUGCAGUGCAGCCCGUCAGGCCCACGGACCCGAACCUCAUCCCCAGCGCCCCGUCCAAACCCGAGGUGACCGACGUCACCCGCACCUCCGUCUCCCUGUCCUGGAAGCCCAACCCCACCUCCGGAGCCACGCCCACCUCUUACAUCAUCGAGGCCUUCAGCCACGCCUCCGGCAGCAGCUGGCUCACGCUGGCGGAGCAGGUGAGGACGGAGACCUUCGUGCUGCAGGGGCUCAGGCCCAGCGCCGUCUACCUGUUCCUGGUGCGAGCCGCCAACGCCUACGGCCUGAGCGACCCCAGCCCCAUCAGCGACGCCGUCAAGACCCAGGACACUCCUCCCACCAGCCAGGGUGUGGACCACCGGCAGAUCCAGAGAGAGCUGGGGGAUGUGCUGAUCCACCUGCACAAUCCCAUAAUCCUCUCCUCCUCCUCGGUGCAGGUGCAGUGGACGGUGGAGAAGCAGUCCCAGUACAUCCAGGGCUAUAAGGUGCUGUACCGGGCCUCUCCAGAGGGGGGCGCUGCGCGGACCCAGUGGGAGGUUUUGGAGGUGCACUCCCCGGGGGAGGACCGGGCCGUCGUCCAGCAGCUGAAGAAGGGGCUCAGCUACGAAUUCAAGGUGCGACCGUUCUUCAACGAGUUCCAGGGCGCGGACAGCGAGGCCAGGACCGCCAGGACGCUGGAGGAAGCACCCAGUGCAGCCCCCCGUAUGGUUACCGUGACGAAGAGCAGCAGCAACGGGACGGCGAUCGUGGUUGCCUGGCAACCGCCUCCAUUGGAGGAACACAAUGGCGUAGUGCAGGAGUACAAGAUCUGGUGCCUUGGCAAUGAGAGCCGUUACCAUGUCAACCGCACCGUGGACGGCUCCACCUUCUGGGUGCUGAUCCCCAGCCUGUCGCCCGGGAUACGCUACAGCGUGGAGGUUGCCGCUAGCAACGCUGCCGGCCUGGGCGUCAAGAGCAACGUCACCUUCUUCCAGCUGGACGCAGCAGGGCGGGUCGUGGAGGGCGGGGCGGGGCCGGAGGACACGCUGACCCAGCAGAUCUCGGACGUGGUGAAGCAGCCAGCCUUCAUCGCGGGCAUCGGCGCCACCUGCUGGCUGGUCCUGAUGGUGUUCAGCGUCUGGCUGUACCGCCACCGCAAGAAGAGGAGCGGCCUGAGCGGGAGCUACGCGGGAAUCCGCAAGGUUCCAUCCUUUACCUUCACUCCAACAGUGGCCUACCAGCGCGGGGGAGAAACUGUCAGCAGCGCGGGAAGGCCCGGCUUGUUGAAUAUGGGGGAUCCGGCCCCCCAGCCCUGGUUGGGGGACCCCUGGCCCAACGCCUGCCCCAAUCACAAGGACUGCAGCAUCAACUGCUGCAACAGCGGGAACGGAACCAGCGACAGCAACCUCACCACCUACAGCCGACCAGCCGAUUGCAUCGCCAACUACAGCGGCCAGCUGGAGAGCAAGCCAUCGGGGCUGCUGGCAGCCGACUCGGGCGUGUACAGCGACGUGGACCUCUCCAACAAGAUCAACGAGAUGAAGACCUUCAACACCCCCGGCAUGUGCUUCAUGGGCCUGGGGGGGCCCGCCACGCCCUACGAGCCCACCCCGUACGCCACCACCCAGCUCAUCCAGUCCAACAUCGCCAGCAAGAACGCCGGGGGCGGAGUCGGGGGCGGGGCCGGGGCCGGGGGCGAACUCUGCUGCGAGAAGCGGGGCUGGAAGGCUGGCCCGGCCCUGCAGCAGAAGCCUCAGGAAGUGACAUCACAGCCGCAGUACAGCGUCGUGGAGCAGAACAGACUGAAUAAAGAUCACUACAGGGGAGGAGAGGGGUGCCUGCAGACCACCAUCCCCUACAGCCCGGCCCCGGAGCACAGCAGCACCGGCUCCUACCACAGCUCGGACCGGGCCAGCACCAGCACCUCCGGGAGCCAGGGUCCCAAGAAAGGAACCCGCGCCGUCAAAGCCCCCAAACAGGGGGCGAUGAACCUGGCCGACCUGCUGCCCCCUCCCCCCGCCAACCCCCCUCCCUGCCAGAGCUCCGGGGAGUACGCCCUGUCGCAGGAGAACGGCUUUGACCCGGACUCGUCGUGCCCCACCCUCCCGGCGCGGAUGUACCUCCAGCCAGGCGAGAUGGAGGAGGAAGAGGAGGAGGAAGAGGAGGCUGCGGACAGGUGUCCCACUCCACCCGUCCGAGGGAUGGCCUCAUCCCCGGCGGGCGUGUCCUACGGCCACCAAUCAACCGCCACGCUCACGCCCUCCCCCCUGGAGGAACCAAUCACACGCGACGGUCAUGACAACCACAGGAGGCACACAACAAGCCCCCCGGGCCUCGCUGGGCCCGUCUCCCCCCCCCACAACUACGGCUACGUCUGCAGCCCCUGGGCGCGGGACAGCGACCGGCUGGAGGAGGAGGAGGAGGAGGAGGAGGCGGAGACGGACGCGGAGGCGGGGCCGGGGGCGGAGCCAGACGAGGGGCAGUACGCGCAGCUGCAGGACCGCCUCCGCAGGCUGGGCCAGACCCCGGCGUCCAGCGUGGGGGACCUGGAGAGUUCCGUGACGGGCUCCAUGAUCAACGGCUGGGGCUCCGCCUCCGACGGCGGCUCCGCCUCCUCCCGCCGGUCCAGCGGGGGCGACGGCGACUCCUCCGACGGCUCCUUCUUCACCGACGCCGACUUCGCCCAGGCCGUGGCCAACGCCGCCGAGUUCGCCGGCCUCAGGGUGGCCCGCCACCCCCCCGGCACGCUGCCGGAACACGCCGGGCCCGGGGGCCGGAAGUAUCCCAUGACCCCUCCGGGCCGCCGCCCCAGCAGCCCCGUCUCCACGGACAGCAGCAUGAGCACCGCCGUCAUGCACAGACGACCCCCCAAGAAGCACAAACGACACGCGCCUGGAGACCAGGGUUACCAGGGUUACCAGGGUCACCAAGGUUACCAGCAGCCCCAGGGCGAUGUGGAAGAUGUCCUGAACUCUCAGCCGACUGGGCUGGUGCCCUCUGGCGCCCCCCUGAGGUCUGGGGUGGAGGGGCAGGGCUUUGCGGACCACAGGGACCGGAGGGGGGGGUCGGAGGCGUCCCGUCCUGGGGAAGAGUGGCAGAGGAGCCUGAGGAGGGGCAAAGAGGAGGGCAACAAGGCCCACCAACACCCAGACGUGCCCCCCUACAGCCGGCCCUCCUUUCCCUCGGCGACGGCCCCUCGGGACCCCAGGUCCUCCGGCUCCGUGUCCUCCCGCAGCUCUGAGGGCCGCAGGAGAGGGGAGGGGGGCCCCGGGGCCCGCUGGAACCCCCCCAACACCCUGGGGGGCCUCCAAUAUGAGGAGGGAGAGGAGGAGCUGCAGGAGAGCUGAAGGUCGGAGAUGGGGAUCGGAAGGUUGGAGCUGAAGGUCGGGGCUGAAGGUCGAGGCUGAAGGUCGGAGGUGAAGGUCGGAGCUGAAGGUCGAGGCUGAAGGUCGGAGGUGAAGGUCGGAAGAGAGGGUCGGAGGUGGGGAUCGGAACGACAGCAGGAGCUUUUUGGGAGAACCAUUGUGACACGUCACCUUACAGAAGGGAGGCUUGCCCUUCAGCUGACUCCUCAAAAUGGCUGACCAGGACGUCACUCUGCAGCAAGGGAUUCUGACCUCACUUCCUGUUUUUAAACACAUCUGAAACACCAGACUGAGAGGACUAAACCGCCCUGGCAUGAAAAGCAGGAGGGCAACCUCACCUCCCAAUUAAAAAAAAAAAAACAAUAGUAAUAAUAAUAAUUUAAAAGAACAUCAGAACGUCAUGCCAUCAUAAUGCAUAAAACUGUCACAUUUUGCUGACGGUUAUGAAAAUGUUUUCUUUUUUACAGUGUUUCCGUAUGUGUCAUUUUGGUGUGCUUUCAAAGAAAAAGCAAAAUGAGAGUGAGUGAGUGAGAGAAAGUGAGUGAGAGAUUGUGUGUGAUGUGUGUGAGAGAGAGAGAGAGAAAGAGAGAAAAAAAGUUAUUUUCAAAAUGAAACAACGUGCGAGUACUUUCUGUACUAUAAUAAUAUGGGGUCAACGUUUGCUUGAUCUAUCCACGCAAAGUUUUCCCCCUGUGAAAACUAUAAAAAGGCGUCUACAGUCAUGCCUGACAAUAAUGAGAGUAGCUUCCGCCAUACUCAGUGAACUCUCUUUGAAUUAUGUAUACAUAUAUGUAUGUAUAUAUAUCAUUACUUUUAAUCACCCCACUGUGGUACAGUGAGUCCGUCUUCCUUUCUUUAUUUUUAAAAUAAUUUUAUUGCAAUUAUUAAUGUGUUGCCUUUCGUCCAACGCAAACGUGUCAAUCAUUUAGCUGCCCUGGGAAAUUACCACAAUGGGAUUUGUAUUUUUUUUUUUUGUACUGCACUGUAGUAUUUUUUUUACCAUGUUGUUGUUGUUUGUUUUGUUUCUUGUCUUACAUUGGUUUAAAAGCACAAUCACUUAAACUUUAUCUUAAAUCAUUUUAUAUAUUAAGCAUUCCAUUUUACUGGAGCGGAACAGGCUAAGGCCGAUUUAAUGAGAUUUGUGUUAAUUGUGAAAAAGUUCGGAAAUGUGACUCCUCUUGCACGGCAGUUCAGAGAACACCAGGAAACCAAAAAAAAAAAACAGCUCAGUGCAGAUUGAGGUAUACUGCCAAAAACAAUCUAUCGAUUCAGUACAAAGUUUUUAUUUAUUUAAUUUUCUUUUUUAACGGUAAUUCAUAUACUGAAUUUAGGUAAUCAUUGAAUGCACUUAAAAGUUGGACUAUCCGUCCAUCUCGUCUCCAGCACACCGCCCCCCCCCCCCCGCCCCCCUCGCCCUCUCAAACUUCCAGGAUGGCUUUCCGUACCAAAACCCAUUCAUGUUAAAAUGCUUUAUGAAGAAAUUGUGCAAUCGAUGUGAAACAGCUAAAUUAAUAUGAAACUGCAACUUCCAUGAGGGAGGACAUUUGAUAUGGAAUGCUGGGAUCUGCAGUUCUAGUUAAAUUUUGUAGUUUUUCCUAAUGAUCCUACAAUUCAUAUGCGACAUAGUUUCCUGAGCCCCAAAUCAUUCAACGAACAUUUUUUUUUAAAGGUUUAUGGUGUGAAAUUUGUGUGUCGUUGAAAAUGGUGGGUUUCUGGUACAGAGACCUGCUCUGAAACCCCUAGUUACAGGGGCUGUUGCUAAGGAAGUUCUGGCUUGACUUUCCCAUCGUGUUGGACAAAUAGAGGCUCAGAUUCAGGUCAUUGCUCUCCGGUUCUGGUGCUGUAGCCACAUAUGGGUUCCCCUAGGCAACGGUUCUGGGGAGCCCCCUUUCUGAGUGCUGUUUAAUGAGACCAGCCUCUUGGGUUUAGCGUUUCAUUUUUGUUGUUGUUUUUUUUUGUACUGUCAGUGAAGAAUGGAACAAAAUCGAGCUGAAGUGGUAGACUGGGUUGAAAUGCACGUCUCGAGGGACAUCAGUGUUUUGGUUGUUUUUCGUUUUUUGGGAUUUUUAUGAGUGAACAAGGUCCUUAGCCAUUGUUUUUUUUUUUUUUUUUUUACUUUUUGCAUCUUGAGGAUCACGUAAUUGGGAAAAACUGUAAUUUUUUCCACAUUAUUUAUUAAAAAUAUCAUUCAAAAUUCCAAAAAAUCUCAGUGCUC